This is a messenger RNA of Rotaria sordida, 2121 nucleotides long. NCBI's taxonomy places the organism in Eukaryota, Metazoa, Rotifera, Eurotatoria, Philodinida, Philodinidae. The record is from the annotation of a GenBank genome assembly.
AUGUUUGAAGCAUUCGAUGAUAUUAAUACUUGUAUUGAUUACAUGACAGAUGCUGUACAAUACAAAAUAUGUCUUAUUAUUACUGAAGGCGAUGCAGAAUUGAUCAUACCGGUACUCGUAGAUUUCAUACAAAUUGAUUCAAUAUUUAUUCUUUGCUUGGAUGAGUCAACAACUGAUCGAUCGAUUGAAAAUUAUCCGAAAGUAAAAGGUGUGUUUAACAAUAUUCGAGUGAUCAUUCAGUAUAUUGAAGAAACACACUGUGACACAAGUAGCACAAUUGGUUUCGAUGUUGUUGGUAAAUCGAUUGCUUUAUUACCGGGUGAUCCUACUCAAGCAAACAAGCAAGAAGUAAUGUUUAUGUAUGGUCAAUUGAUAAAAGAAAUUUUAACUCGAUUACCUUAUUCAAAGAUUGAUAUAGAUCAUAUGUUUGAAUAUUUUUUUGUUAAGUAUAUUAAUGAACCAUCUAGAAUCGAAAAAUUUGUUGAAUUUGAACGAGAUUAUAGACAAAAUACGCCUGUUUGGUGGUAUACAAAAGAUUUUCUUUACAGCAUACUAAAUACAGCAUUACGUACACAUAAUAUAUCCAUGUUAUAUCCGAUGCGUGUGUUUAUUCGUGAUCUUCAUCAACAACUUAUUCAACUUCAUUCGAAUUUACUCAACACCGGCAUAAUGAAACUCUAUCGAGGUCAGCUAAUUCCAAUAGAAGAAUUUGAAAAGAUUAGAAAAAAUCCAGGUGGAUUAUUAUCAAUCAAUAGUUUUUUAUCAACUAGUCGUAAUAAAGAUCUUGCUGAGAUUUUUGCUGGUAUCUCGAAUAACGAUCCAAAUAUGACAUCAGUGCUAUUAGAAAUCACUGUCGAUACAUCGGUGCCAACGACUACACCGUUUGCUAGUAUUGGAGCAUUAAGUAACUUUGGUGAGGGCGAAGAUGAAUAUCUUUUUACGAUGGAUAGUGUCUUUCGCAUUAAUUCUAUUGAGAAAUGUAAUGCAAAUAUAGAUUGGUGUGUGAGACUUACAUUAACAAAUGAUAAUGAUCCAGAUUUAUUUCGUCUUACGAAUUCCAUCAGAUCUUUAGUAAUAACAAAAGACAUUAGUCAUGGUGAUAUUUGUAGUCUUGCUAUGUUAAUGAUGAUCAUGGACGAAACUGAAUUAGCCAUAGAAAUUUUAGAAACAGUACUCAACGAACAAAUCGAUCCAGUCGAACGUUUUAAAAUUUAUGUUUCUUUAGGUACUUUAUAUACGGCUUUGAAAGAUAGUCAACAAGCACUCCUAAAUUAUAAAAAAGCAGUGAAUAGUUACGUUCUUCGUUUUUUGCCAAUGAACGUUCUAGCUGAUAUCUAUUAUGGACUAAGUGAACUAUGUAUGUUGCAAAAAAAAUUUCAACUCGCUCUUAUUAAUGUCGAAAUAGCACUUGGUGUUGAGCUACUUCGUUGUCCGAAACCGUAUGGAGAAAGGCUUGCACAUAUCUACCAUGUGAUAGGUCGGAUUUACGAAAAUUUAGACAAAAAAAAUGAAAGUCUUACUUAUUAUCAACUGGCGAUCAAAUAUGCCACGAAACAUUUUCCACGUCAUCAUCCAUUCAUUGCAAUAUGCAUGAUGAGUCAAGCUGCUCUUCUGUAUCGUGAAAAUCAACUCGGACAGGUGGUAUCUAAUAUACAAGAAAGUGGACGUAUACUAGCGAAUUCAUUGUCAACGCAACAUGAAUUACAAACAUAUGUUCACAUGACUGAUGCUCAAAAUUUCUGUGAGAAACAUGAUUGGAACAAUGCUUUGGCAAGUUAUCAAAAAGCAUUAAGAUUGUCUCAUUUGCAAGUAUCAUCAAGUCACACAAGCAACUGUCCUAUUCUUUGUGGAAUGGCUUCAGUAUACACUCGAUUGGGCCGAUAUAAUGAAGCAUUAUCUACUUUACAACAAUCUUUAGAGAUUUUAACAACUGCUAAUUUAAUGAUUUGUCCUCAUUUGACUUUGACUUAUUCACUAAUAGGUGAAGUUUUCGAGGCUCAGAGAGAUCCUUCUGCAUUAUCUUACUAUCGACAAGCAUGGGAUAUCGGCCUGAAAUGUUUACCUCCAACAGAUCUUAUCAUGGUUCAACUACGACAAGCACUAUCUCGAUUGCAACAUUAA